UUCACAACCAAUCCACCUUCUUCACAACCCAUUGUGCUUGCUUUUGUUUCUUGUACCAUUUAGGUGCUGUCAUUGUGGUCACUUUGAAAAAGGGGGUUGUUUGUACCCAUGUCUAAGUUUGUUACCAUCUUCUUCAUCCUUGUUCUCAUUGCCAUUUCCAUGCUUCAAACCAUGGUGAUGGCAUCUCAUGGCCAUGGAGGUCACCACUAUGACCAGAAAAAAUAUGGCCCUGGCAGUCUUAAAAGCUCCCAAUGUCCAUCGCAAUGCACGAGGAGAUGCAGCAAGACUCAGCAUCAUAAGCCAUGCAUGUUCUUCUGUCAGAAGUGUUGCAGAAAGUGCCUGUGUGUGCCUCCAGGUUUCUAUGGAAACAAACAGGUCUGCCCUUGCUACAACAACUGGAAGACCAAGGAAGGAGGCCCCAAGUGCCCUUGAGCAAAUAAACAAGCAACACUAAAUUAGAGUAUAUCCCUUUACAAUAUGUAUGUUUUGGGGUUGAUUCAUAAUUAAAUCUGUAAUGUGAAAGUCACUCCUUGAGGAUUGAUUCCUCUAAUUGUGAGUGGCUAAUCUGUCAGUAUUAUCAAUGAAAUUUCUUCUUCUAUUAAA
This is a messenger RNA of Mangifera indica (mango), 603 nucleotides long. Its product is annotated as gibberellin-regulated protein 4-like. The transcript is spliced from 4 exons. NCBI's taxonomy places the organism in Eukaryota, Viridiplantae, Streptophyta, Magnoliopsida, Sapindales, Anacardiaceae. The coding region runs from base 109 to 432 and encodes 107 amino acids. The record is from RefSeq and is a predicted model, not a curated record.